AUGGAUUACUCAGAGCGAGUGAACUCUAAAAAGGGUGCUGGAGGGGUUGCAGAUGCAACCGAAGCCAACGUCCAUACCAAGAGACGGAUCAAAGAGCUUUUGACAUCCCAGGUCUUGGAUCUCGAGAACGAUCCAUAUGUCUUCAGAAACCACGUAGGCAUUUUAGAAUGCCGACUUUGCCUCACCACCCACACAAAUGAGGCAUCAUACAUCUCGCAUCUCAGCGGGAGAAAGCAUGCUUUGAAUCUAGAAAGGAGACGAAUCCUUGAUGAAAAGCAGAACAGACAGGGUAAAGCCGAGGGCAAUGUUGUUUCAAUCAACAACAUACUGAAGAGAUCAUGGAAUAGCAUAGGGAAGCCCCCUUUCAAAACGACGAAAAUCAGAGAUCAAGAAUCUCUUCGUAUGGGGUUAUUAGUACAGGUACAGGUUCCUCGUAUCACAGUCAAAGAGCCCUUCUUCAGACUCAUGUCCGGAUAUGAACUUUCGGACAAAAAUCAAAAUGUAUCCAAGUCCUUUUUACAAAGACACAAGACUGACUAUGAGGAUGAUGAAGACAUUCAGCCUCUGAAAUGGCAAUACCUAGUUAUCUCCGCAGAGCCUUAUGACAAUAUAUGCGUUGCUAUCCCAGCACAACAAGAGAUAGAAAAGCCGUCAGGAACAGAUCAAAUGUCGAAAUCCUACUGGUGGUUUUGGGACGAUGACUCCAAAGAGUAUUUCAUACAGUUUCUCUUCAAGUCGAGCAAGAAAGCCCGAUGA
Messenger RNA from Candidozyma duobushaemuli, 756 nucleotides. RefSeq lists its product as uncharacterized. The transcript has a single exon. Gene Ontology annotation, cellular component: U2 snRNP; catalytic step 2 spliceosome; U2-type prespliceosome. Gene Ontology annotation, biological process: spliceosomal complex assembly. The coding region runs from base 1 to 756 and encodes 251 amino acids. NCBI's taxonomy places the organism in Eukaryota, Fungi, Ascomycota, Pichiomycetes, Serinales, Metschnikowiaceae. Gene Ontology annotation, molecular function: nucleic acid binding; zinc ion binding. The record is from RefSeq and is a predicted model, not a curated record.